Gadus macrocephalus (Pacific cod) is the source of this 4120-nucleotide messenger RNA. Its product is annotated as discoidin, CUB and LCCL domain-containing protein 2. NCBI's taxonomy places the organism in Eukaryota, Metazoa, Chordata, Actinopteri, Gadiformes, Gadidae. The record is from RefSeq and is a predicted model, not a curated record. The transcript has 27 exons. The coding region runs from base 91 to 3537 and encodes 1148 amino acids.
GAGGGGCGUUAAAGAUCCAGAGAUCUCAUCCAAUAGUUCAUAUUGAGUAGUUUUGAGUUACUUUGCAGAACUAGAAUCACUUUGGACAUCAUGCCCGCCCAAAACCACAAGAAGCGUGUCAUUAGGAGUUUAUGGAUCGCUUUUACUUUCUUUGGAUUAAACGUCCAUGGACUGAAGGGCGAUGGCUGCGGGCAUACAAAGCUUGGACCAGAGAGUGGCACCCUGACCUCAGCUAACUACCCACGGAACUAUCCCCAGGAUUGGUCGUGUACGUGGAGGCUUCGUGUCCCGCAGGGCCGCACAUUACGCCUCCUCUUUGGGGACUUUGACAUCGAGGGAAGCGUGGACUGCACCAACGGCUCUCUGGUGAUCACCCCGAGCAACGGGUCCCCCAGCAUAGGGCCUCUGUGUGGGAGACUCACUGCUUCGGAGAUGAAUUUGUCGGUAAGCAGCAACGAAGCGUCGGUGAUCUUCAGGUCGGGCCGACACCGCUCUGGUCGGGGAUUCCUGUUGUCCUACACAACAGACCAGAACCCAGAGCUUAUUUCCUGCAAAACGAUUGGAACACAUUUGUCCUCUGAUCAGUUAAGCGUGUACUGCCCUGCCGGCUGUAAGGACGUUCCUGUUGGGGAAGUUACAGGAAACUCUGAACAAGGCUACAGUCAUAGAUCGCUGAUCUGCCUGUCUGCGGUCCAUGGAGGGGUGGUGUCGGACAGCCUGGGGGGCCGCGUCAACCUCACCCGGGGGAGAGGCCUUAGGUUCUACGAGUCCACCUUCGCCAACGGAGUCCUGUCCAAAAGGGGUUCAUUAUCUGAGCAUAAACUGCUCUUCAGCAAAGAAUGCAACGGACACUUAAACAUGUCCCUCGUGGACAGCUCCUCUCUCUGGGGGAGAGGCGGGGGUCAGGGGAAGGGUCUGAACCCGGCCGGUCCGUUGGUAUCAUGGACAGCAGAACCAGACGACCAGAACCCCUGGGUGGAGCUGGACCUCGGUGAAAAAAGAAAAGUCACUGGUAUCAUAACAACGGGUUCAGGGGGGUUCUACAUAAAGUCCUACACGCUGCUUUUCCGCAAAGACAGGAAGGACUGGAAGCCUUACAAAGGUGCACUGAGCACAGAAGAGAAGGUGUUUGAGGCUUAUUCCGACGGUCACCUGAGGGUGCUGAACAGCCUGUUCCCUCCCGUGGUGGCCCGCUUCGUCCAGCUGAAGCCCAUCACCUGGGAGAAAAGAGCCUCAGCAGGGAUCCAGCUGCUGGGCUGUCCCGUCGUCAAGGAUACCUCCAAGACCUUCUCCUCCACCGCAGCUGAUCCAACAGACGCCCCCGUGGUCAGUGUCACAGCCUUGACGACGCCAUCCAGCACUGUUAACCCUGGACAUACGGUUCCUGUGGAACACACAAAUAAUGCAACAGACGCCCCCGUGGUCAGUGCCACAGCCUUGACGACGCCACCCAGCACGGUUACCACUGGACACACGGUUCCUGUGGAACACACAAGCGAUGGCUGCGGGCAUACAAAGCUUGGACCAGAGAGUGGCACCCUGACCUCAGCUAACUACCCAGGCACCUAUCCCCAGGAUGGGUCGUGUACGUGGAGGCUUCGUGUCCCGCAGGGCCGCACAUUACGCCUCCUCUUUGGGGACUUUGACAUCGAGGGAAGCAUGGACUGCCCCAACGGCUCUCUGGUGAUCACCCUGAGCAACGGGUCCCCCAGCAUAGGCCCUCUGUGUGGGAGACUCACUGCUUCGGAGUUGAAAUUGUCGGUUAACAGCAACGAAGCGUCGGUGAUCUUCAGGUCGGGCCGACACCGCUCUGGUCGGGGCUUCCUGUUGUCCUACACAACAGACCAGAACCCAGAGCUUAUUUCCUGCAAAACGAUUGGAACACAUUUGUCCUCUGAUCAGUUCAGCGUGUACUGCCCUGCCGGCUGUAAGGACGUUCCUGUUUGGGAAGUGAAGGGAAACUCUGAACAAGGCUACAGAGAUUCAUCGCUGAUCUGCCUGUCUGCGGUCCAUGGAGGGGUGGUGUCGGACAGCCUGGGGGGCCGCGUCAACCUCACCCGGGGGAAAGGCCUUAGGUUCUACGAGUCCACCUUCGCCAACGGAGUCCUGUCCACAACGGGUCCAUUAUCUGAACAUAAACUGCUAUUUAACAAAGAAUGCAACGGACACUUGAACAUGUCCCUCGUGGACAGCUCCUCUCUCUGGGGGAGAGGCGGGGGUCAGGGGAAGGGUCUGAACCCGGCCGGUCCGUUGGUAUCAUGGACAGCAGAACCAGACGACCAGAACCCCUGGGUGGAGCUGGACCUCGGUGAAAAAAGAAAAGUCACUGGUAUAAUAACAACGGGUUCAGGGAGGUUCUACAUAGAGUCCUACUCGCUGCUUUUCCGCAAAGACAGGAAGGACUGGAAGCCUUACAAAGGUGCACUGAGCAAAGAAGAAAAGGUGUUUGAGGCUUAUUCCGACGGUCACCCCAGGGUGCUGAACAGCCUGUUCCCUCCCGUGGUGGCCCGCUUCGUCCAGCUGAAGCCCAUCACCUGGGAGAAAAGAGCCUCAGCAGGGAUCCAGCUGCUGGGCUGUCCCGUCGUCAAGGAUACCUCCAAGACCUUCUCCUCCACCGCAGUUAAUCCAACAGACGCCCCCGUGGUCAGUGUCACAGCCUUGACGACGCCACCCAGCACUGUUAACCCUGGACAUACUGUUACUGUGGAACACACAAUUAAUCCAACAGACGCCCCCGUGGUCAGUGUCACAGCCUUGACGACGCCAUCCAGCACUGUUAACCGUGGAUAUACGGUUCCGGUGGAACAACCAACCUCCGGUCAGACAGUGCUGGUCGUGGUGGGCGUGGUCUUGGGGCUGGUCCUGUGUGCCAGCUGCCUGUUGGCUGGGUUCUGGUUGAAGAGAAGGAAGGAAAAUGCCCAAAUGAAGAAGUACUCAACCGCUAAAGGUCCAGUUGACCACCAGAGUCUCCAAAGGAAGAGUCCGGGCGGUGAGUCAGAGCUUAUCUCCUACCCUCUGGAGAAUCUUCAGGCUCUUAACCCUGCGGAGAGUAGAGACCAAGACACGUUACCCGGCCCCCCGCCCAACGACUACGCUCAGCCUGCCGCGGGAGGCCAGACUCUCGGCUCCACGUUCCGGCCCGGCCAGAACCCGGGUCUCACGGCGCCCUUCAGCUUCAGCCGGAACCACGGCCCCGCAACCCUCCCGGAGUAUGCCACGCCCCUCCCCCCCGAGCCGGAGUACGCCACCCCGUUCAGCGAGCAGCUCCCGGAGGCCAGGGACCCGGCCCGGCCCAAGGGAGCCCCGGGACGGCACAACAGACUCAGGACGACUCUUCCCCCUCCCCCCCCACCACCCCCGACCGGCGGGGAGGCCUCCCCGGACCACACCCACUAUGACUGUCCCUCCCACAGGCUGCUGUCCAACGGCUACUGCACCCCGUCCAACCAGGGCGCCGCGCCGCGGCCCAGCAGCGCGGUGUACUCGGAGCCCGAGCAGCCACUGCAGGCCGAGCACACGUACGAGGAACUGCUCUGAUGUGGGACCCGCAGAAAAAGGACACGGAGCCGGGGCCGACGGAACAUUGUUGAUAUGAGGUUGAGUCAGGGGCCGUUUCAGUAUUACUGUAUGUUAGUAUAUAGUAGUAUAUGUUAGUUUACUGAUAUAUACUAUAAUAUAACUAUUGUGUACAUGUUGGUAUGAAGUGUGAGAAGGCAGCACAGCACAGAAUCUCCAAAGCCUGGUUUCAUCUAUUAAUGUUUGUUUUUUACUUUGCGAAAAUUAGGGACAUACAAACUGUGAUCUCAGAGCCAUACAGAUAUGAAUAUUUACUAUCAGGUCGUGCAUUCCUGCAUUUUCUUUUUCAAACAUUGAUCGGAAAGAAAGUGCAACCUCAGACAUGUUGUUUAUUGGUAAAAUGUUUGAUCCACAUCGCACUUUUAAAUAACUCGGAAUACAGCACUGUAUAUAAAAAAAAUAUGUAAUAUAAUAAGGGAUAUGAGUAAAAUAUGAAGAAUAAGGACUAUGCCUCAAAUGUGUCACAAUCAUCAAGCAUUUUGUCUUCAAUAUUAAAUUGCCAUACCAUUGUAAAUGAAUAAAGAUUCAUUGGAACUUUUUUUUU